AUGGCGCACAUGGUGAGCAAAACUACAGUAUUGCUAUUGGUAGACAUAAGAGACAGAUCAGGCCAUCUCAAGCCAUCUCAAAUAUAUGCUCAUGCAGACAUGGUAAUGUAUGCACUUACUACAGUAGAGGACAUAAAUGGUCAAGAGCCUUUCAGUUAUUCAGAAGCUGUCAAAACUAUGAUAGUUGGUAUUUAUUACAAGCAGUCAUCUAAUGGGUUUUCCAUUUAUUUGCUACUUUAUGUUGAUGAUAUGCUUAUUGCUGCUAAAAGCAUAUCUAACAUUAGUUUGUUGAAAACCCAACUCAUAAAUGAGUUUGAAAUGAAAGAUUUAGAUGCCGCAAAGAAGAUUUUGGGGAUGAAGAUCCACAGGGAUAGGAAAGUUGUACUUGUCCCAGAGAAAAUAGACGAGGAGGAACAGUUCAUGACUAAUAUUCUUUAUUCCAGUGUAGUUGGCAGCAUUAUAGAAACUGACUACAAUUCAAGGGUGGUUGGUUAUGUUGAUUCUGAUUAUGCUGGGGAGUUGGAUAAGAAAAGAUCAUUGACAAUGUAUGGUGAUGGAGUAGGAAUGUACAGAACCCACCUAUUCGGAUCACCGACAAUCAUAGCAUGCUUCCCAGCAGUGAAUAAGUUUAUAUUCCAAUCAGAGGAUACCUUUCUCCUGAAAUGGCCUACAGUGGAUAUCCUUGGCCCUACUUCUCUAGUAGCAGUUCAUGGAAAGUCUCAUGCCAGACUUAGAAGCUAUGUAUCAAACGCUAUUAACCGGCCGGAUGCUCUCCGCCGCAUAGCUCUUCAGGUCCAACCCCUCAUGGCGGCUGCGCUUCAGUCGUGGGCACAAAAGGGCAAAGUCAAAGUAUAUGAUGAAAUCAAGAAGCUGACCUUCGAAAAUAUUGGAAGAUUAUUUGUAAGCUUCAAGCCGGGGCCUCAGUUAGACAACAUGGACAAGUUGUUUAAGGGGUUGGUUCAUGGUGUUAGGGCGUAUCCAAUUAACUUUCAUGGAACUGCUUAUCACCAUGCUCUUCAGAUUAAAGAUGAAGAGGGCAAUAAAUUGAGUUAUCAGGAGGUGAUAGACAACAUCGUUAGUCUUGUUGCUGCUGGAUAUGAAUCUACGAGCCUUGCAUCAAUGUGGGCUGUAUUUUAUCUUGCCAAAUUCCCUAAUGUCCUCCAAAAGUUACGGGAGGAAAACAUGGCCAUAAGCAAGAAGAGGAAAGGCAAUUUCAUCACAAGUGAAGAUGUCUCAGAAAUGAAGUACACAAACAAGGUGGUGGAAGAGACAAUAAGAAUGGCCAACAUUGCAGCAUUCGUUUUCAGAUCUGCCACCAAAGAAACAGAGUAUAAAGGUUACAAAAUACCAAAGGACUGGAAAGUGAUUCUGUGGGUUCGAUACCUCCACACAAAUUCUGAAAACUUUGAAGAUCCUCUGUGCUUUAAUCCAGAUAGAUGGAAUAAACCAGUGAGGUCUGGAACAUACCAAGUUUUUGGAGGAGGACCAAGAAUCUGUGCAGGAAACAUGCUGGCUAGGAUACAACUUGCACUUUUCCUUCAUCAUUUAUCUAUAGGUUAUAAGUGGGAAUUGCUCAACCCAAAUGCAAAGAUGGCUUAUCUUCCACAUCCAAAGCCAAUUGAUGGUGUUGAGGUUACCCUCAGCAAAUUUUAGGAUCAAACCAUUCUGAGUUUAUAUAUAUAUAUAUAUAUAUAUAUGUAUAUAUCUGCAGAUCAUGCAAUUGAUCAUUAAUGAACUUGGGAACAAUGCAUGCAUGUCUGCUUGUAGUA
Molecule: messenger RNA, 1769 nt
Organism: Juglans regia (Persian walnut)
Lineage: Eukaryota; Viridiplantae; Streptophyta; Magnoliopsida; Fagales; Juglandaceae
Product: ent-kaurenoic acid oxidase-like
Exons: 12
Coding region: 1-1653 (550 amino acids)
Biological process (GO): multicellular organism development; brassinosteroid homeostasis; sterol metabolic process
Molecular function (GO): heme binding; oxidoreductase activity, acting on paired donors, with incorporation or reduction of molecular oxygen; iron ion binding
Source: RefSeq, a predicted model, not a curated record